This is a messenger RNA of Cynoglossus semilaevis (tongue sole), 1379 nucleotides long. RefSeq names its product eukaryotic translation initiation factor 2B, subunit 1 alpha (gene eif2b1). The record is from RefSeq and is a predicted model, not a curated record. Bases 434 to 1342 code for a protein of 302 amino acids. Gene Ontology annotation, biological process: translational initiation. Gene Ontology annotation, cellular component: eukaryotic translation initiation factor 2B complex. The transcript is spliced from 9 exons. Lineage: Eukaryota; Metazoa; Chordata; Actinopteri; Pleuronectiformes; Cynoglossidae. Gene Ontology annotation, molecular function: translation initiation factor activity; guanyl-nucleotide exchange factor activity.
AUUUAUUUUGAUUCAGUUUUGGAUUUAUAAAAUAUUAGUUAUUUUGUACUCGCAGUCUCCCUAAUCUAAUCCUCAGAAAGUUGUUACAUAUUUUUUAUAGGACACAUUGGACAAGAACUUCGAGGGGGGAAAUGCGUUUUCAUAAUAUAAACCCUGCUGCGCUUGCGAUUUUUAGUCUCCCGACAUCACACAAACGCACCAUUCCGGUGUCGUCAUCUCCUCGCGACACGUCAACUCAGCACGUCUUCAAAAGCUAAUGCUGCUAGUUUAGGUAAUCAACAAACUGUCUGCAGACUGUUUACAUUUUUUAUACCUGUGAUUCCAGAAGUUUGUUUUAACUCGAGUUGUGACCAAAAGUGAAAGAAAAAUUAGCAUAAAGUAACAUCGGUCAUUUGCAACAGAAAGCUGCACCUGUGGGACUGCGUGUUAAAUCAUGGAUGAAGAAGAGCUGGUGGAGUACUUCAGAGCUCAGAUGAGGAAAGAUCCAGACAUCGCCUCGGCUGUGGCUGCUAUUCGCACGCUACUGGAAUUCCUCAAGCGAGACAAAGGUGAAACCAUCUUGGGCCUGAGAGAGAGUCUGACGUCGGCCACAGACCGACUGACAGGAGUGGACUCGUCUGUGGCCGUGUCGUCAGGGGGGGAGCUGUUCCUGCGCUUCAUAAGCCUCACAUCACUGGAGCACGAGGAUCUGUCACGUUGUAAGAAGGUAAUGGAAGAAAGAGGAGAACUGUUCCUGGAGAAGAUUUCAAUGUCCAGGACCAAGGUGGCCAAGCUGUGUCACACUUUUAUUAAAGAUGGCGCUAAAAUCCUGACCCACUCUUACUCCAGAGUUGUUCUCAGAGUGCUGGAAAAAGCUGCAGCGGAAAAGAAACGCUUCUCUGUCUAUGUGACUGAAUCGCAGCCUGACUCAGCCGGGCGACAGAUGGCAGAAGCUCUGAGGAAACUGAACGUUCCAGUGACGGUGGUCCUGGAUGCAGCUGUGGGGUACGUCCUGGAGAAGGUGGACCUGGUCAUUGUUGGUGCAGAGGGAGUUGUAGAAAGUGGAGGAAUCAUCAACAAGAUUGGCACUUACCAGAUGGCACUGUGCUCCAAAGCUCACAACAAACCCUUCUAUGUGGUGGCAGAGAGUUUUAAAUUUGUUCGCCUGUAUCCACUCAACCAACAGGACGUGCCAGAUAAAUUUAAGUACAAAGCUGACACACUGAAGAACAUAAAGAACCUAUCUGAUGAGCAUCCUAUGAUUGAUUACACACCUCCCUCCCUCAUCACCCUCCUCUUCACUGACCUGGGUGUCCUCACCCCAUCAGCCGUCAGCGACGAACUCAUCAAGCUUUAUUUAUGACCCCGACUCUCAGUUCUUAAUGAAAAUUAAAAUGUAA